Molecule: messenger RNA, 1653 nt
Organism: Penicillium pulvis
Lineage: Eukaryota; Fungi; Ascomycota; Eurotiomycetes; Eurotiales; Aspergillaceae
Product: cytochrome P450
Exons: 3
Coding region: 1-1653 (550 amino acids)
Molecular function (GO): oxidoreductase activity, acting on paired donors, with incorporation or reduction of molecular oxygen; iron ion binding; monooxygenase activity
Source: RefSeq, a predicted model, not a curated record
AUGGUACCAGCAAUCCUCGAAUAUUUUCGAGUUAACGGAGGGCGCACGUUCCUCGCAUUAGCUUUCAUCUUGCUUUUGCGGGUGUUUUACUCGAUUGGUAAAACACGCUUGCGCCUUUACGGAAUUCGUAAACAAGGUCUUCCAGCGCCUGCCUGGGGAUUUGGAACUGGAAACCUUGCAAUGCUACCGGGCCUUCUAGCGAAGCUCCCAAAGAAUGCGCAACAGUCCGACGCAUUUACAUUGCUUUCUUACGACUUCCCGAAAUUUGAUAAUUGUUUCUACAUGGACGUCUGGCCAUUCACGCCUAAACCGUUUCUUGUCAUCACUAGCCUGGACCUUGCGGUUCAGGCGUGUCAGACUUAUGCAUUGCCUAAACCCCACACGCUGACACAGUAUUUCAAUCCUUUCACGGGUGGUCCGAAUAUCUUUACAACCAACGGAUCCGAGUGGAAACGGGCGCGGUCGCUCUUCAAUUCCGCAUUUAGCACCAGUACAAUUAUGAAGCAAACGGCUCAUAUUGUGGAGGAGGCGGACGUCUACGUAUCGCUUCUACGUGAACAUGCGCAUAAGGGUGAUACUUUUUCUCUUGAUAAGAUGACAUGUGAUUAUAUGAUGGACAUAAUUGGAUCAGUUGCAAUCAAUGAUCGGUUUAAAUCCUUGCGUGAACAUAAUCCACUAGCAGAGGCUAUGCGGACCCUCAUAAAGUGGCACGUUCAAGACGAAGAGAUGAAUCCAUUCAUCCGGUGGAAUCCCAUUCGAUAUCUGGUGGAGUGGUACAAUGGACGCAUAAUGGCUCGGUACAUUGAGAACGCACUAGACAGACGGUAUGAGGCCUGGAGGCAAAGCAAGCACUCAAGCCGGCCUAAGUCUAUUAUGGAUCUUGUGAUUGCAGAUUUCAUGCGUACCCGGCCAGCGGACCAAAAGCUGGAUCCGGAAUUCAAAAGAUGGGCGACGAUUCAGGUUAGAACCUUCCUCUUUGCGGGCCAUGAUUCUACUGCCGCCACAAUUGUGUAUAGCAUUUAUAUCCUAUCCAAGCACCCGAAGAUCCUGGCUAGAGUUCGUGCCGAGCACGAUGCUGUCUUUGGAGAAGAUAUUUUCACAGCAUCUCAACAGCUUAAAGACCGCCCCGAGCUGAUUAACCAAACUCCUUAUACCCUGGCGGUGAUCAAAGAGAUACUUCGCUUGUACCCUCCUGCUUCUGCUUUACGAGAGGGCCAGCCUGGGGUCGAACUGCAGGAUCAAAAUGGGACAAAGUACCCGACGGACGGUUUUCUGCUCUGGGUCCUUCAUGGGUCUAUUCAGCGCAAUCCUAAUUACUGGCCGGAUCCUCACUCCUUCCUUCCAGAUCGGUGGAUAGUCGAACCAGGCCAUCCAUUAUACCCGCCCAAGCAUGGUUGGCGUGUUUUUGAACUAGGUCCGCGCGAUUGUAUUGGUCAAUCACUAGCCAUGCUAGAUAUUAAGAUUACCUUAGUGCUCACGCUCCGUGAGUUUGAUUUCCAGGACCAGUACGCAGAAUUUGAUCGGCUGCACCCUGAAUCCGGACCUAAGACCGUAUUUGGUGAGCGGGCGUACCAGGUUCCUCAGGGCGCGUCGCACCCCGCUGAUGGAAUGCCCUGUCGAGUCAAGCAGCGAGAAAAUAGAAUUUCCGUAUGA